Molecule: messenger RNA, 629 nt
Organism: Thamnophis sirtalis
Lineage: Eukaryota; Metazoa; Chordata; Lepidosauria; Squamata; Natricidae
Gene: SNRPE
Product: small nuclear ribonucleoprotein polypeptide E
Biological process (GO): mRNA splicing, via spliceosome
Cellular component (GO): spliceosomal complex
Molecular function (GO): RNA binding
Source: RefSeq, a predicted model, not a curated record
CGGCGGGUCGCGAGGUGCGCGUGUGCGGGAAACGCAGGACGGGUUUUUUUUAAUUUCCUUUUUUUUUUGCUUGCUUUCUUUCUUUUUUAAAAGAAGCUUCUCGGCGCUGUUUUUUAAAAAAAUUCUCUGGUUUCUCUAUCCUGACUGUUGGCCAUGGCGUACCGCGGGCAAGGCCAGAAGGUGCAGAAAGUGAUGGUGCAGCCUAUCAACCUCAUUUUCCGCUACCUGCAGAAUAGAUCCAGGAUUCAGGUUUGGCUAUAUGAACAAGUAAACAUGCGGAUAGAAGGCUGUAUCAUUGGUUUUGAUGAAUAUAUGAAUUUAGUUCUGGAUGAUGCUGAGGAAAUUCACUCUAAAACAAAAUCAAGAAAACAGUUGGGUCGAAUCAUGUUAAAAGGAGACAAUAUUACUCUUCUGCAAAGUGUUUCCAACUAGAAAAUACCUAGUGUUUCUGUUGUAAUAUUAAUGUUUAAUCUUUUUAAAAAAUUUGCUAGCUUAAUGCUAUCAUUUCUGAUUUGGUAUCUGAGGCAAGAAUGAAGACAGCAACUUAGUUCAUGCUUCUGUAAUUUUCAAUAACUUUUUUACACUUGUGUGUAACUAUUUCUUUAUAAAUAAAUGUUUUUAUUAAUAUA